CACGCCACGGGUUGGCCACCUUCGUCGUCAUUUACCGUUGAGCCAUUGAACUUUAAAGGUGAGGGUGUCGCAUUCCAGUCCAGAGCGCGGAGUUUGCCACUGAUCAAGGAUUAUAUCAAAAUGGAUGCAGUACUGGUGGAACGCGAGCGUGUCCUGUUCCGGAUGAACGAGGAAAUCAAUGCCAAGUCCAGGGGCUUGUUCGAGCUGAACGAGAAUGCCAGCUGGAUGAACACCAAAAGGCGCAUGAAGAGCAAUAUUCGCAAGUUGAACAACCAGCCGCUGGUGGUGGUGAUGGAUUCUUGCAGCACUUCAAUCGACGGGGGAAAUAAGGAAAAUGAUUGCGAUCGGAUGACACCACCAUCGGAUGCAGAAACUGAGUUCAAUGAUCGUUCCCACUCGCUGCUAGAGGAGCCAUCGAUUGUGGAUAGUGAAAAAGAUUCCAAUGUUGCAUCGGUUGGUUCUAAGGACGAUCAACUGCGGCUUGUGAAGGUCGGCGGCGAGAAGAAGAUCAACAAUAAGGUGGUUGCUAGGCAAAGUGGCUCGGCUAAAAAUGUGAACAAGAACAUGGCCGACGUUGUCCCGAAGGUUCUGGAGAAGAAGAACAUCAGCUCGGAGGGGUUAAUCAAGUUUCUCAAAUCAAAAGUUGCCAUCAUUCAAACGGAGCUGGAAUCGGUUCAGAAAAGCAAUGAAGCCAAUGUGAAGGAUUUGGGUUUGGCACUCGACAGAUUGAAACAAAUGGAAAAUUUUAAAGAACAGCUCCUUACUAAGAACGCUGCUCUGGAGCGCACAGUGAAGAAAUUCGAAGAGCGUAAUUUGGAGCUGGAUAAACUGUUGAAGGAAAAGGAAAUCCGAAUAACUAACACCGCCAAAGAACUGGCCACCGCACGGACCGAAAUUCGCUGCCUGACCCAAACCAAUCAACAUCUGGACAAGAAGUUGUUCAAAGCGCAGGAAGACAUCGACAGCCUGAAGAUCAAACUGACGAUCGCAAACGACGCCGAAAAGGAGACCCGGGAUGCAGCCCGCCAGGAACGCCAUACGUACGAAAAACAAAUUAAGCAAUUAAGAAAGCAGAGAAGCGAAGUGCUGUCGGACUACAAAAAGCUUCUUGUGACCAUGGAUCAGAUGAAGAAGCAAAACUUUCAAACGGAUCAGUCUCGUCUUAUGAGUGACUUCGAGCGGGAUUACUUUAGACAUCUGGACGAUGCAUCAUCCUCCUGCAAUCUGUCGCAAUGAGUGCUUGUGUGUUUUAUUAUUCCUGGAUGGUCCCCAGCAUCAUAGGUUUUAUGUGUGUGUUUUAAUCGUCACAAAUGGUAGCCGUAGCUCUUUCCCACUAAAUUUCAGACUGAGAUAGCCUUAGCGCAUUAGAGUAGAUUAUUUUUGAUAGCGAUGUUCGGACUAUACAUAAUCCCAAAAAAAUA
Molecule: messenger RNA, 1421 nt
Organism: Toxorhynchites rutilus septentrionalis
Lineage: Eukaryota; Metazoa; Arthropoda; Insecta; Diptera; Culicidae
Exons: 4
Coding region: 121-1236 (371 amino acids)
Source: RefSeq, a predicted model, not a curated record